GACUGCCUAAUAAGGAAAGUCCAAGUCAGUACAGUUCCGAUUCUCUUUGGUGUCGCAGUAUAUUUGGUGCCGUGCGAAGUUCCUGCAAGCAAAUCGAGAAUUUCACUCUCUAAAUUCAGUUCUCAGGACAAGCAAGCAACCAGAAAAGAAAGCAGACAUGUCUCUGUAUCCGUCCCUCGAAGACAUGACCGUCGGAAAGAUGGCCAAGGCUCAAGUCCAGACCCACCCCCAGCCAGCCAUUGCCAGUGCCCCACAUGCGGUAGGAGGACCGUCGGCCCCUCCCGCACCGGCCGCAGCUUCUCCCUACGCCGGGCUCUACCCCAAUCUCAAUGACGAGUACAUGGGUCUCAAACCUGACUCAAUACCGCCCUCCUGCUCAAAAGUCACAGUAGCUUCCACCACCAACGUUCCCGUGCCACGUUUUUCUGGUGUUUGUGCCUUAGUCCGCUUCCACCAGUAUCGCAAUGCUGCACCUACGUCAGGGGCUGUAGUUGUGAGUGGAGGAAAUGCGGUGGCAACACGAGCCAACAGUGGCCCCGUGACUGGUCUAGCCAACGUCGGGAUCCGCAGAGCCGAGAUCAAGCAGGGAGUGCGAGAGGUCGUGGUGUGUAAGGACGGCAGUGGAAAAGUUGGAAUCAGUUUCUUUGCCGAGAGCAAGGGCGUGUUUGUCUGCUACGUCAAGACUGGGUCACCUGGCGCCAUGGCUGGUCUUCGAUUUGGAGACCAGAUUCUCCAGAUCCAAGGAGAGGUGGUUGCAGGCUUCUCCAGCGACAAAGCCAGCAAGGCCGUCAAGAAGGCCUCGGCCGCCCGCAUCUCUCUCGCCAUUCGCGACCGUCCGUUCGAGCGAACCAUCACCAUGCAGAAAGACAGCGCCAAUCACGUGGGGUUCUCCUACAAUAACGGAGAGAUCAAGGCCAUCGUCAAGGACUCUUCCGCUGCCAGAAACGGUCUCCUGAUAGACCACUACCUCUGCGAGGUCAACGGACAGAAUGUCAUUGGCAUCAAGGACAAGGACAUUGCCAAGAUCUUUGACGAGAGCCCGCGGACCAUCACCAUCACCAUCAUGCCCAAGUUUAUCUACGAGCACCUCAUGAAGAACAUGGGCAAGUCUCUGAGAAAGAGCAUGGACCACUCCAUCCCCGAUGUCUAAUUAGAGCCCACUGCCAACCCCCCAACGAGGGAACUAAAAAACAGACAAGACUCUGAUUUGUGUAUUAUAAUUGUAAAUCGUCUACUGUUCCCCCACCCCCAUCAUCCUUCAUUUCGUGAACAAUUUUUGCAUUUAACCUACUUACGGUAACACAACCUAUACAUACAUACUCUUGUAUGUCUGAUUUGCUGUGUUGAUCACUAUUUUUGUGUAUCCAUUGACUAUAAUAAUAUUAUUGCAGAAAAAGAAA
Messenger RNA from Geodia barretti, 1400 nucleotides. Lineage: Eukaryota; Metazoa; Porifera; Demospongiae; Tetractinellida; Geodiidae. The record is from the annotation of a GenBank genome assembly.